AUGAAAAAGUCGGCAUUCGUACGAUUUGGUCGUGGUGCUCCAGUCGAGAUCCCAGAGAAGAGAAAGAGUCAAUAUGUUCGGUUCGGGCGAAAGUAG
This is a messenger RNA of Angiostrongylus costaricensis, 96 nucleotides long. The record is from the annotation of a GenBank genome assembly. Lineage: Eukaryota; Metazoa; Nematoda; Chromadorea; Rhabditida; Metastrongylidae.